UAGAAAUCCCUUCACCCCACAGCAACAACUUGGAUAAAACUCUGAAAAACAAACAUUUAUUUUUCAUUCUGAUUGGGACUUCACGGUCUUAUCAGGUAAUACAGAAGGGAAUUUCUAAGGGAACAGAGAAGACAGGACACCUGACCCAAACCCACUGGUCACCACUGAGCUCCACUCUUAGACCAGUGCCUGGUCAGAAAAGUACGAAGAACCAUCAUGGGAUCUGCCAUCUCACAAACUAUAAUAAGAGAUGAACUGGAAAAACUGAAGGAAGCUUUGGAUAAUAACAAUCUCUCAGAUGUGACAGAACAAAGUCGAAUUAACCUGAAUUUAUUGAAGAACACCACCCUAGACAUCGCCAUCACAGGGGCGUCGGGGACUGGAAAAUCAUCAUUUGUCAAUGCCUUGCGUGGAAUGACAGAUUAUGAAGAAGGAGCAGCUGAGACUGGAGGAACGCAAACAACAGUGAAGGCAAAGGGAUAUCCACACCCCACAUUCCCCAAAGUAACAAUAUGGGAUCUUCCUGGAAUUGAGACACCUGACUUUGAACCAGACAAAUACCUCAAGAAGGUAAAUUUUAGACAGUAUGAUUUCUUCAUCAUUGUGGCCUCCAAUCGUUUCACGACAAAUGAUGUUCUCCUGGCUCAUGAAAUUCUGAAGAUGAAGAAGAAGUUCUACUACGUGCGCACUAAUGUGGAUGUCAGCAUACGUUCUGAAAGAAGGAAACCAAACUUCAAUGAGGAAAAAACCCUCAUGAAGAUAAGGAAAUAUUGCUGUGCUGGUUUGAUAAAAGUAGGAGAAUAUAAUCCAAAGGUUUUUCUCACCUCCAGAUGGGAUUUGAAUCUGUAUGAUUUUCCACUCUUGCGAGAGACCUUAGAAAAUGACCUGGAUGACCUCAAGAGAUAUGCUUUAAUUACAACAAUGCCAAAUUUCUCAAGAGAAAUCCUGAGGAAGAAGAAAGUUGUUAUGGAGGCCCUUAUUUGGCAACUAUCCCUUGUGUCCUGUGUCAUUGGGACAAUUCCUGUCCCUGGCCUGUCUCUUGUUUGUGAUCUUGGCAUCUUGGUAGAAACAAUGAGAGAUUUCUGCAAGGUCUUUGGCUUGGAUGAUGAAUCCCUCAAAAGACUUGCAGACCGCACUGGCAAACCUGUUCCUGUGUUGAGAUCAGCUAUCAAAAAGUCAAGAAUGGCUAACCAUGUCACACCUGAUUUUGUAAAGGGCCUUUUGAGUAAGUCAAUUGUGUGUGGAGCAAUGAUGGCGGUAGAAUUUGUUUUUGGUUUCAUCCCUGGGUUGGGCUCUGUAUUUGGCGGAAUUAGCUCUUUUGCAACUACAUUCUACAUGCUGAAGAGCUUUCUGAAUGACGUUGUGGAAGAUGCUGAGGAUGUCCUGGCCAAAGCUGCUGAAAAUUUAGAGUCCCGAUACAAGCAACGUCCCAGGACCUCUAUCUGGAGACCGGACUCAUACACUACCAUGGCUUUUGCCUUCACAAAAGAAGCCAUAAGAAAGGAAUUUGAAAAACUGAAGAACGAUUUGGAAAACAGAAAUCUUGAAGAUGCCAUACAGCAAAGUGAAAAAUACUUGGAUUUAGUAAAAAACUCAACUCUUGACAUUGCCAUCACAGGGGAUACGGGUGCUGGUAAAUCAUCCCUCGUGAACGCCCUGCGAGGUAUGACAGAUUCUGAAGAAGGUGCAGCUGAGACUGGGGAGACACAAACAACGAUGGAGCGAAUGAAAUAUUCACAUCCUUCCUUCCCGAAUGUAACAAUAUGGGAUCUUCCCGGAAUUGGGACAACUGACUUUGAACCAAAGGACUACCUCAAGAAGGUACAUUUUAAGGAGUAUGAUUUCUUCGUCAUCGUUGCCUCCAAUCGCUUCACGACGAAUGAUGUUCUCCUGGCUCGUGAAAUUCUAAAGAUGAAGAAGAAGUUCUACUACGUGCGCACCAAAGUGGAUGUCAGUAUUGAUUCUGAGAGAAGGAAACCCAACUUCUGUAAGGCGAAGUGUUUGGACAAGAUAAGGGAAUACUGCUGUGACAAUCUGGCAAAGGCAGGAGAAUCUAAUCCACUGGUUUUUCUUAUCUCCAGGUGGGAUUUGGAUAUAUAUGAUUUCCCCCGCCUGCAAAUGACCUUGGAGAAUGACUUGGAUGACCUCAAGAAGUAUGCCUUAAUUGCAUCAAUGCCAGCUUUCUCAAGAGAAGUCCUGGAGAAGAAAAAGGCUGCUAUGGAGUCCCUUAUAUGGAAAGUAUCCCUUGUGUCUUGUGGUAUUGGGGCAAUUCCUGUCCCAGGACUCUCUCUUGUUUGUGAUAUUGGCAUCUUGGUGGCAACAAUGAGAUAUUUCUGCAAGGUCUUUGGCUUGGAUGAAGAUUCCCUCUGUAGACUUGCAAGCCGGGUUGGCAAACCUCUAAGCAUGUUGAGAUCUGCUAUCAAAAAGUCCCCGAUGGCCAGUCAAGUCACCACUGAAUUUGUAAUUGAUCUUUUGACUAAGUCAUUACUGUGUGGAACGAUGAUGGCGGUCGAAUUUGCUCUUGAUUUUGUGCCUGUGUUGGGCUCUCUCACUGGUGGAGGGCUUUCUUUUGUAACCACCUUCUACAUCCUGAAGAGCUUUCUGCAUGACGUUGAGGAAGAUGCAGAGAAUGUCCGAGCAAAAGCUGUGGAGUCCUAAGACGAGUCAAGCGCUGCAACACCCAGAUUGAGAAAAUAGACCGAGUCAAACAGCACAGGACUUUCAUGCAGAGGAUGCAGAACCCAAAGUCAAGAACUGAUUCUAGAUUUCAUACCCAUGUUGGAUGUCCCAGUUCGUGGAGCUGGAUCUUUUGGAACCACAUCUUGCCUGCUGAAAAGUUUUCUGGAAAAAAACUGAAGAUGCUUAGGACAUUCAUGAAAAUCUGCUGGACAUUAAGAAUCCCUACUAAUGGUGGUUGUGGGUUUUCCGGGCUGUAUUGCCGUGGUCUUGGCAUUGUAGUUCCUGACGUUUUGCCAGCAGCUGUGGCUGGCAUCUUCAGAGGUGUAGCACCGAAAGACAGAGACUCUCAGUGUCACAGUGUGGAGAAGAUGUUGGCAGGUCAUUUGUAUCUACUCAGGAGGGGUGGGGUUGAGCUGAGUCAUCCUGUAAGAGUUUCCCAGGGUGUGGAAUGCUAAUGGCGGGAGACGUCACUGUAUCCUGAGGAGGUUCUUUUGCAUAUGGAUUGGUGCUUGAUGUGCUAAUCUUCUCUGCAGGGCUAUUGUCGGGGAUAGAAUGUUUAGGUAGCCUAGUGUUUUUCAGAACUGGAAACCAUGCUCUGUUCAUUCUUAAGGUUUCUUAAGGUAAGGCCAUUAGCAUUCCACACCCUGGGAAACUCUUACAGGAUGACUCAGCUCAACCCCACCCCUCCUGAGUAGAUACAAAUGACCUACAUCUUUUCCACACUGUGACACUGAGAGAUCUCUGUCUUUUGGUGCUACACCUCUGAAGAUGCCAGCCACAGCUGCUGGCGAAACCUCAGGAACUACAAUGCCAAGACCACCGCAAUACAGCCCGGAAAACCCACAACAACCAUCGUUCUCCGGCCGUGAAAGCCUUCGACAAUCCCUACUAAGUUGCCAUUGGAGAAGAAAAGCGGAGGCACCAAACAUAUGAAUGAUGCACAUGACCUAAAGUUUGGAAAGGAAAUGAAACUGAUUAGAAGCCUCCCUUCUUUUAACUAAAAUUUGGAGAAACUAUAUGUUCUACCAUGGUGGCCAUUAAAGACAAUUUUCGUUUUUCUCAGUGGAAGUUCUUUUAGCUAUUCUGAUUCAAUGGACCAAACACCCCAAAGAUAUGAGCAUCUUGUGCUGGCUUGUCCUAUUCUAUAUUGUAAACCAAGAACUAGAGAGAUCAACACGGAUGGCACAGCUCAAAACAGAAAAUUCUGCACAAAAACUCCACGCUGGUUUGUAUCUCUUCCUUGUGGUAGCUUUUUCUUUGCUUAGAUGUUAGACUAGAAAGAAUGGAGCAUUGAUGUUCUAAUGUGCUGCAGGGAGCUCUGAGAAACCGAUUGGGGGCUGUUCAAGGAGAAGGCUAAUAAUAGUGGACAAGCUUCCCUCAAAAAGUUUCCCAACUACCGUUGAUCCUCCUUAGCAAUGUAGCACCUCAGGCAAGGUUUGGGCAUGCUGUUGGAAGUGACAACAUAUGCAGUGGUGGACAAAGAAUACCUAUCUAUUGUUGAGUAUCAGUAAGGCAUCGGUCCUCUAUCUCUCUCGCUUCCUCCCUUCUGAUUCAUUCUGUUUUAAUUUUUGUUUGAUUUUUAUUAUCUCUAUCAUAGCUUCAUUUAUUUGUUCUUUUUGCUUUGUUAACUGUUCUCUACCAAUGGGUAGAGCCUACUGGAUUAGUAACCUGCACAAGGGUAAUCAUAACAGAUAUGAAUGCUCUUAGUGCUUAUCAUAAUUGUAACUGGGUGGGCUGGAGAGCACUGGGAAGCAGAAUUUGAGUUCUAAAACAAUACAUCUAUUUGAUCUUAUGUUUUUCAUUUUUCCUUAUUAACACAGUUUUGCUUAAAUAGUACUCAAAGUUUCGUCUUUCUACUUUGUUUUUAAAUGUUUUGUGUAAUCAGUGGCAGAAGUUAUCGGUCUUAGUAUUCUUAGCAGCUACUUAUUCCAUUGUUGGUAACCAUACACUAGUUUGUCCUUAUCUCAAUUUAUUUGCUCAACUAUUUUAAUCAGUAGUUCUGCUUCAUAGAUUUGGCACAGGUAGACAUUUCAUUUAUCUUUUCAUCUACCCUGUGCGGUAAUAAACAAUAUAAUUUGUUUCAUCUAAA
Messenger RNA from Eublepharis macularius, 4768 nucleotides. RefSeq lists its product as uncharacterized. Gene Ontology annotation, molecular function: GTPase activity; GTP binding. NCBI's taxonomy places the organism in Eukaryota, Metazoa, Chordata, Lepidosauria, Squamata, Eublepharidae. The transcript has 3 exons. The record is from RefSeq and is a predicted model, not a curated record. Bases 217 to 2658 code for a protein of 813 amino acids. Gene Ontology annotation, cellular component: membrane.